Messenger RNA from Penicillium alfredii, 1314 nucleotides. It is a transcript of the gene hem13, whose product is annotated as coproporphyrinogen oxidase. Lineage: Eukaryota; Fungi; Ascomycota; Eurotiomycetes; Eurotiales; Aspergillaceae. The transcript has 2 exons. The record is from RefSeq and is a predicted model, not a curated record. Gene Ontology annotation, molecular function: coproporphyrinogen oxidase activity. Bases 1 to 1314 code for a protein of 437 amino acids. Gene Ontology annotation, cellular component: cytoplasm; mitochondrial intermembrane space.
AUGGCCUCUCGAUCAUUGAUGCCUCUUCGGAGGUCCCUGGCCCAAUUGCCAGCUCGAGGGUCUCGUACCGCUAGGCGCCAUGCCGGCACGCCAUUCCGGGGUCUUUCCACGGCACAGAAACCCCAGAAUGCACCGCAGUUCACUGUCUGGCGGCCUUACUUGCGGCUUGCAAUUGGUGUGCCUUUCAUUGGUGCCAUUAUCUACUCAAUGAUGACUGAGGAAGUCACUGAAUUGGACUCCCCAUCCAUUGCUGAGCUGGAUGAAGCCCUGAAGCGAUCCUCAGCCAUCAAUGAGUCCUCCCCGAUGCGAUUGCGGAUGGAAAAACUCAUCAAAGAUGAGCAGCAGAAGAUUAUUGAGGAGCUCAGCAGAAUCGAUGGCAACCAAUUCCGAGUUGACACUUGGGACCGUCCUAGUGGCGGUGGUGGGAUUUCGUGUGUGCUGCAAGAUGGGAACGUCUUCGAGAAAGCCGGUGUUAAUGUCUCGGUGGUCUAUGGUGAAUUGCCACGGCCAGCCAUUGAGAAGAUGCGCGCCGACCACAAGUCCUUCGUGGGUGCGGACGUCGAGUCCCUGAACUUCUUUGCCGCCGGUCUCUCACUGGUCUUGCACCCACACAACCCCAUGGCACCCACGGUGCAUCUGAACUAUCGAUACUUUGAGACGUCCGAUCCCAAGGAUCCCAUUAACGGGGACAAGAACUGGUGGUUCGGAGGUGGCACGGACCUAACUCCAACCUACCUCUUCCCCGAGGAUGCCCAGCACUUCCACAAGACCAUCAAGGAUGCUUGUGAUCGUCACGACACCACAUACUAUCCCAAAUUCAAGGCCUGGUGCGACAAGUACUUCUACAUUCCCCACCGAGGCGAAUCCCGCGGCGUCGGUGGCAUCUUCUUCGAUGAUCUGGACGCCAAUUUCCUGCAGACUUCUGCCGGCUCUUCGUCCAACCCGCAGGAGACUCUGUUUUCUUUUGUCUCGGACGGUCUACGCUCCUUCCUUCCAUCCUAUGUGCCCCUUAUCGAGCGGCGAAAGGACAUGCCGUUUACUUCUGCUCAGAAGGAGUGGCAACAGCUGCGCAGGGGUCGCUAUGUCGAAUUCAACCUGGUGUAUGACCGUGGUACGAGUUUCGGCCUGCGCACUCCCAACGCUCGUAUUGAGAGUAUCCUGAUGAGUCUCCCCCGCACCGCCAGCUGGGCUUAUAUGGACCCGGUCUCUGGCACGAGGACGGAGACCACUCAGGAGGAAGAGGAACUGGCGGAAGAUAAGGUCAGCGAAAAGGAGAUCAUGGAUGUACUGAGACACCCCCGGCAAUGGGCAUGA